AUGUUAUCUUUUAAAAAGGGAAUAAAAAAGUCAUCCAUCUCACUAAGAACGUUCAGCUUCUCUUCCGUUGUCCGUCAACUUAAGGAAACUAAACCUGAACUAAAUCCACGCGUAAAAUACCACAUUAUCGAUCACGAAUAUGAUUGUGUGGUUUUGGGCGCGGGCGGUGCAGGCUUAAGAGCAGCUUUUGGUUUAGCUGAAGCGGGAUACAAAACUGCUUGUCUAUCCAAGUUGUUUCCCACAAGAUCACAUACUGUGGCGGCCCAAGGUGGAAUCAACGCAGCUUUGGGGAAUAUGCAUUCAGAUAACUGGAAAUCGCACAUGUUUGACACCGUCAAAGGAUCUGACUGGCUAGGAGACCAGGAUGCCAUCCAUUAUAUGACACGUGAAGCAACAAAAUCUGUCAUUGAAUUGGAACAUUACGGUAUGCCGUUUUCAAGAACCGAAGAUGGAAGAAUUUAUCAGAGAGCAUUCGGCGGACAAUCGAAAGAUUUUGGUAAAGGGGGUCAGGCCUAUAGGACUUGUACUGUGGCGGACAGAACAGGACAUGCAAUGCUCCACACACUGUACGGCCAAGCACUGAAAAACAAUACUCACUUUUUCAUCAAAUAUUUUGCAAUGGAUUUGCUAACUCAUGAGGGCGAUGUUGUUGGCGUCAUCGCUUACAAUGAAGAAGAUGGUACCAUCCACAGAUUCAGAGCUCACAAGACCAUCAUCGCUACGGGUGGAUAUGGUAGGGCAUACUUCUCCUGCACUUCUGCCCACACUUGUACAGGUGAUGGUAAUGCCAUGGUUUCUCGUGCUGGGUUUCCGCUGGAAGAUUUAGAAUUUGUUCAGUUCCAUCCUUCUGGAAUUUACGGAUCUGGCUGCCUGAUCACUGAAGGUGCCCGUGGUGAAGGUGGAUAUUUAUUGAAUUCUGAAGGAGAAAGGUUUAUGGAACGCUAUGCCCCUACUGCCAAGGACUUAGCAAGCAGGGAUGUUGUAUCCAGAGCAAUAACUAUGGAAAUUAGAGCUGGUAGAGGUGUUGGGAAACAUAAGGACCAUAUUCUUCUGCAAUUAAGUCAUCUACCAACAGAAGUGAUAAAGGAAAGAUUACCAGGUAUUUCUGAGACGGCUGCUGUCUUUGCGGGUGUGAAUGUCGCUCGGGAGCCAAUUCCCGUAUUGCCAACUGUUCACUAUAAUAUGGGCGGCAUUCCCACUAAAUAG
This is a messenger RNA of Saccharomyces mikatae IFO 1815, 1206 nucleotides long. It is a transcript of the gene SDH9, whose product is annotated as succinate dehydrogenase SDH1b. The coding region runs from base 1 to 1206 and encodes 401 amino acids. NCBI's taxonomy places the organism in Eukaryota, Fungi, Ascomycota, Saccharomycetes, Saccharomycetales, Saccharomycetaceae. Gene Ontology annotation, molecular function: succinate dehydrogenase (quinone) activity; flavin adenine dinucleotide binding; electron transfer activity. Gene Ontology annotation, biological process: mitochondrial electron transport, succinate to ubiquinone. The record is from RefSeq and is a predicted model, not a curated record. The transcript has a single exon.